Molecule: messenger RNA, 1242 nt
Organism: Dujonia railenensis
Lineage: Eukaryota; Fungi; Ascomycota; Pichiomycetes; Serinales; Debaryomycetaceae
Source: the annotation of a GenBank genome assembly
AUGUUGUCAAGAACUUUCGCUCGUACCGCAAGAGCCGCUAACCAAAAAAGAUUUUUAUCUUUACAUGAAUACCGUUCAGCUGCCUUAUUGGAAUCAUUUGGUGUUCCAGUUCCAAAGGGUUACGCUGCAACCACCCCUCAAGGUGCCUUCGACGCUGCCAAGAAGUUAGGUACUAACGAAUUGGUCAUCAAGGCUCAAGCUUUGACCGGUGGUCGUGGUAAGGGUCACUUUGACUCUGGUUUACAAGGUGGUGUUAAGUUGAUCUCUUCUGCUGAAGAAGCCAAGGACUUAUCCGAACAAAUGUUGAACCACAAGAUCAUCACCAAGCAAACCGGUGCUGCCGGUAAGGAAGUCACUGCCGUCUACAUUGUCGAAAGAAGAGACGCCUUAACUGAAGCUUACUUGGCCAUCUUAAUGGACAGAGCCACCCAAGCUCCAAUGAUCGUUGCCUCCGCUCAAGGUGGUAUGGACAUUGAAGGUGUCGCAGCCAAGGACCCAGAUGCCAUCAAGACCUUUACCGUUGACUUAGAAAAGGGUGUCACUGAUGCUCAAGGUAAGGAAAUCGCCAGUGUCUUAGGUUACACUGACGCUGCCAUCCCAGAAGCUGUCACUGCUAUCCAAAACUUAUACAAGGUUUUCAUCGAAAAGGAUUGUACUCAAGUUGAAAUCAACCCAUUAUCUGAAACCCCAGACCACAAGGUUUUAGCUAUGGAUGCCAAGUUAGGAUUCGAUGACAAUGCUGAAUUCAGACAAAAGGAUGUUUUUGGAUGGAGAGACACCACCCAAGAAGACCCACAAGAAGUCGAAGCUGCCAAGUACGGAUUAAACUUCAUCAAGUUGGAUGGUAACAUUGCUAACAUUGUCAACGGUGCCGGUUUAGCUAUGGCCACCAUGGAUAUUGUCAAGUUAUACGGAGGUGAACCAGCCAACUUCUUAGAUUGUGGUGGUACUGCUACCCCAGAAACCAUUGAAAAGGCUUUCGAAUUAAUCUUAUCCGAUAAGAAGGUUAACGGUAUUUUCGUUAACAUUUUCGGUGGUAUUGUCAGAUGUGACUACGUUGCUGAAGGUUUAAUUGCAGCCACCAAGAACUUCAAAUUAGAUAUCCCAGUUGUUGUCAGAUUACAAGGUACUAACAUGAACGAAGCCAAGAAGUUGAUUGAAGAAUCUGGAUUAAAGUUAUAUGCUUUCGAAGAUUUAGACCCAGCUGCUGAAAAGAUUGUUGCUUUAGCUCCAAAGGCAUAA